AUGCACAACUUUACCAUCCACAGCUUGGACAUUCCUCUCAACAUCAAUGACACAGCAACUUGCCUAUUGAAGUCUUAUGGUGUUGGAUUCUACAUCUCCUCAUCUCCCUCCAACAUUGCCAAUGCCAUCACCUCACUUGAGUCACACUCCACCCUCCAGGUCUUCCACCUACUCCACUUCUACCCCAACUUACUCCAGCUCCAUGCCCACCUCUCAUCAGUGGCUUCAAUGUUCUCAUCUUCAGCCACAAGAGGGUUAACAUGUCCACCAUCUGGCAUCCUCUGGCCAGCAACACCAUCCCUGAACCCUUCUGCUAUCUGCACCACAUCCCCAUCCCACACCCAACACAUGAGUCAGAUCUCACAGCCAUCACUUCCUUCCUACAAGGCCUAA
This is a messenger RNA of Acanthamoeba castellanii str. Neff, 393 nucleotides long. RefSeq lists its product as uncharacterized. NCBI's taxonomy places the organism in Eukaryota, Discosea, Longamoebia, Acanthamoebidae. The record is from RefSeq and is a predicted model, not a curated record. The transcript is spliced from 2 exons. The coding region runs from base 1 to 393 and encodes 130 amino acids.